Messenger RNA from Penaeus chinensis, 2088 nucleotides. RefSeq lists its product as uncharacterized. The coding region runs from base 1 to 2088 and encodes 695 amino acids. NCBI's taxonomy places the organism in Eukaryota, Metazoa, Arthropoda, Malacostraca, Decapoda, Penaeidae. The transcript is spliced from 4 exons. The record is from RefSeq and is a predicted model, not a curated record.
AUGAAUGACAAUGGACAGCGACUACUUGAACUUUGUACCUACCACAACUUGUGUGUCACCAACUCUUUCUUCAGGACCAAACCCCAACACAAGGUCUCGUGGCGACAUCCACGCUCAAAACACUGGCACCAACUGGACCUCAUCCUUGUCAGGAGAGCUGCCCUCAAGAACGUCCUCCACACACGCUCUUACCACAGCGCAGACUGCGACACGGACCACUCCCUGGUGUGCUGCAAGAUCAGGCUGACACCAAAGAGAUUCCACUGCUCUAAGCAGCAAGGGAACCUCCGAAUCGACGUCAACAAGAUGUCACAGCCUGACCUCGUUCAGCAAUUCGCAGAGACCUUCGAGAGCAAAUACGAGACUCCCCCACCUGCAUCUGCCACAGAGAAGUGGAAAGUCUUGCGCGACACCAUCCACAAAACAGACCUGGCUACCUUUGGGAAGAAAACAUCAAAGUCACACGACUGGUUUGAAGUCAUAUUGACAGAGAUGAAUCCCGUUAUCGAAGCCAAGAGGGCCGCACGCGCAGAGUACAAGGAAAUGCCAAGUGAAAGGAAUCUGCAACCUCUCCGAUCAGCCAGAAGCAAGGCCCAGCGAACAUCAAGGCAAUGCGCAAACAAAUACUGGACAGAGCUCAGCCAGACAAUCCAAACAGUUUCUGCACUUGGCAACAUCAGGGGGAUGUAUGAAGGCAUAAAGACACAUCCCCCAGACCUCAUCAAGCGCUGCAAGGACACCCUACUGCAACCACUGCAUGAACUCCUCUACCAAUGCUGGGAGGAGGGUGCUUUCCCACAGGACAUGCGAGAUGCCAAGAUCGUCACUCUGUACAAGAACAAAGGAGAGAGAAGUGACUGCAACAACUACAGAGGCAUUUCCCUUCUCAUCAUUGUCGGCAAAGUGUAUACACGGGUCCUCCUGGCCCGAUUACAGAAGCUGGCUGAACGAGUCUACCCAGAAUCUCAAUGCGGCUUCCGGGCCAAGCGAUCAACGAUAGACAUGGUCUUCUCACUCCGACAACUGCAAGAGAAGUGCAUAGAACAGAAACAGCCUCUGUACCUUGCAUUCAUCGACCUCACUAAAGCCUUCGAUCUCGUGAACAGAGACGGCCUCUUCAAGGCCCUCGAGAAGAUUGGCUGCCCCCCAAAACUGCAUAGCCUGAUCAAAUCCUUCCACACAAACAUGAAGUGGACCUUUCAGUUCAAUGACAUUCGCGGUGGAGUCAAACAAGGCUGUGUCCUUGCCCUGACCCUCUUUGGAAUCUUCUUUGCACUUGUCUUAAGGCACGCCUUCAGCGCAUCUCAAGAUGGGAUCUAUCUCCGCACCAGAUCAGACAGCAGACUGUUCAACCUUGCCCGCCUGCGAGCCAAGACGAAAGUCCGCGAGGCCAUCAUCAGAGACUUGCUUUUCGCAGACGACGCUGUAGUGGCUGCGCACACGCAGGAAGAGCUGCAGUCACUGGUGGACCGCUUCCCCAGAGCCUUCAUCACCAUCGACGACUACGAGCUGGAGGUUGUCUACCAGUUCACCUACCUCGGGUCCACGAUUGACAGGAGGAUUGGGAAAGUCGCUGAACUGACCGUGAAGACGAAGAUGGCUGUCUACAACGCCUGCGUCCUCAACACCUUGCUCUACAGCAGCGAAACGUGGACCACCUACAGCACACUCCGCUGGCUGGGCCACGUGCGCCGCAUGGAGGUUGGCCGCAUACCAAAAGACAUCCUCUACGGGGAGCUCACCACUGGGAAACGAAGCAUCGGACGUCCCCAGCUGAGAUUCAAGGACAUGUGCAAGAGGGAUAUGAAAGCGCUCGACAUUAACACAGACACUUGGGAAGACCUCGCUUCAGACCGCUCCAGCUGGAGAAGCACACUCCAUGAAAAACUGCAGGCUGGCGAGGGCAAACUGGCAGAAGCUGAAGCAGAAAAGCGAACACGCAGAAAGGAGGCUGAAGCAAACAGACUCACAAUGCCUUGCACAGCAACAGACAGACAAGAAACAAUACACACAUGCGACUCUUGUGGUAGAGUCUACCAUUCUCGUAUUGGUCUAUUCAGCCACAGGAGGCGAUGCACAAACUUGUAG